AUGGCUCCAGGCGCAAUCCACAACGACACGGCUGCAGCGGCCAAUGGAACUACCCUGAAGCCUACCGCGCCUUCAUUCCACCCCACAGGCACCCCAGACCCCGCAAGGUACCACUCGGCAUCGUCAGAGGAUGCCAUCCAUGCCGAGGCCAAGUUCGCAGCACACAACUAUCACCCACUGCCCAUUGUCUUCUCGCGUGCAAGUGGAUCCAGCGUCUGGGACCCAGAGGGCAAACACUACCUCGACUUCCUCUCGGCCUACAGCGCCGUCAACCAAGGCCACUGCCAUCCCGAACUCGUCAAGGCUUUGACUGAGCAGGCCUCGCGAUUGACUCUUAGUAGUCGCGCAUUCUACAACGAUGUCUUCCCACGCUUCGCAGAGUAUGCGACCAAGCUGUUUGGCUUCGACAUGAUCCUCCCAAUGAACACUGGAGCCGAGGCUGUCGAGACUGCUGUCAAGGUUGCGCGCAAGUGGGGAUACAAAGUCAAAGGCAUUCCGCAGAACGAGGCAUUGGUCUUUUCUGUGCAGGAGAACUUCCACGGCCGAACCUUCGCUGCCAUCACCAUGUCCACUGACCCAGAGUCGCGCGACAACUACGGCCCAUACCUUCCCGGCAUUGGAAGCAACUGCCCUGUCACGGGCAAGCCCAUCCGCUACAACAACGUCGACGACGUACGCGAUGUCUUGGAAAAGCACGGAAAGAACACGGCUGCCUUCUUGGUAGAGCCGAUCCAGGGUGAGGCUGGCAUUGUUGUACCAGACGACAGCUACCUACGUGAAGUACGCGCUCUUUGCGACAAGCACAACGUGCUCCUCAUCUGCGACGAGAUUCAGACGGGUAUUGCACGGACAGGCAAGAUGCUCUGCCACGAGUGGAGCGGCAUCAAGCCCGACCUGGUUCUAUUGGGCAAGGCCAUCUCAGGCGGCAUGUACCCCGUCUCGGCUGUUUUAGGCUCAAAGGAGGUCAUGCUUACCAUCGAGCCUGGCACACAUGGUUCAACAUACGGCGGCAACCCCCUGGGCUCUGCUAUUGCAAUCCGUGCCCUUGAGCUGAUUCAGGAAGAGAACAUGGUCGAGCGCGCCGAGACACUGGGCCAGAAGUUCCGUCAGGGACUCAAAGCAAUCAACAACCCCAUGAUCACAACCAUUCGUGGCAAGGGUCUGUUGAACGCCAUCGUCAUCGAUGAGAGUAAGACAAACGGUCACAGUGCAUGGGAUCUGUGCAUGCUUUUCAAAGCGAAAGGUCUAUUGGCAAAACCGACUCACCAAAACAUCAUCCGCCUUGCGCCUCCACUGGUCAUCACCGAGGAGGAGAUCGAGUCUGCUCUCUCCAUCAUCAAGGAGGCUAUGGAGGAGUUGCCCAAGCUCAAGGGUGACAAGGAGAAGGAGGUAUUGACCUCGGCUGCUGGUCUGGAGAAGAAUGUCCGCAUUGGAGUAGAUAACUGA
Plenodomus lingam JN3 is the source of this 1446-nucleotide messenger RNA. RefSeq lists its product as uncharacterized. The record is from RefSeq and is a predicted model, not a curated record. Gene Ontology annotation, cellular component: cytoplasm. Gene Ontology annotation, molecular function: L-ornithine transaminase activity; pyridoxal phosphate binding; identical protein binding. NCBI's taxonomy places the organism in Eukaryota, Fungi, Ascomycota, Dothideomycetes, Pleosporales, Leptosphaeriaceae.